Molecule: messenger RNA, 4144 nt
Organism: Strigops habroptila (Kakapo)
Lineage: Eukaryota; Metazoa; Chordata; Aves; Psittaciformes; Psittacidae
Gene: NTNG1
Product: netrin G1
Exons: 10
Coding region: 1396-3141 (581 amino acids)
Molecular function (GO): cell-cell adhesion mediator activity
Source: RefSeq, a predicted model, not a curated record
GCGGGGGAGGAGCGAGGAAGAUCAAAAGUCCCAUAUGACAGCGGGCGGGGCGGUGGCGGAGGGAAUAGUCCCGCUGGCCGAGGAGCAGCAGACAGGUCGCUGAUACUCAACCUGGAAACAGUUCCCUCCCUUGCAUCGGAAAUUGCGGGCGGCUUUUCUAAACGCUGACAUGCACACCCCGCACACCCCGAGCCCCUAAGGAAACCCCACGUAGCGGUGAGCAGCGCAGAUCGGCCAAACCCGAUAAAACUGAUGCUUCUGCACUCUCAAAGUUGGUGCAUGUGCGUUUUGGGCUUCUGUUGAAUGUACUUUUAUUGUUCUGCAAUCAACUUUUCGAUAUUCUGGAUCGGAUGUGCUAGGAGCCAGCCUCACUUCUGCAGAGAUGUUAGCAGAGACAGUGAGUGAAACAAACGGUGGAGAUGCUUUUAAAGAGGGAAUAAAUCACUGUCUUGCCUAAGGACAAUGCGGUUGAGGAUGAGAAGCUGUGGCCUGGGCAGCCUAUCAAGGGGAGAAAACCACAGUAGAACUUACCCUGGCUUGGUUGUUUUGUUGUUUUAUUUUUUUUUUUUGGUGUGCGGGGGUUUUGUUUUGUUGUGGUUUUUUAAUUGGACAAAAAUAAAGGUUGAUUUCUGGCAUAUUUCUGGAGCUUUAAAGGAUGUUUACCAGAGAGUUUCCAGCACUUAGUGGGAAUAUCCUCAUAGAGUCCUGGACUUUGCCAUCAACCCUCAGCCCUGUGACACUGAUGAGAAGUGGCACCAACUUUCUAGCUACGUAUGUAAAAUCUGGCAAUAGUACAGAACAAAUUCAGGUCUGGUAGGCAUUCGUCUUCAUUCAGUUCUGAGGCUGAGAACUUGCAGUUAGAAAGUCGUCAGCUUACACCACAACUUGAAAGCUUGGUGGUCCUUUACACUGGAUACGCUGCCUGAGGAGCAGGGUGCUGGUGCCAGAAAAAAAGAAUGAUUGAUGGGAAACAGACACCAGCCUGCAGACACUCAUCCUUUUGCUUCACAUACUGAUUUAUCAGUGCGUCUGGGCAUCCCCUGCAAGCCCUGAAUACGGAGGAUCACUCAGGGUUAUCGACAGUGUAGCUGAAGACCUGCAACUUCACAAAUUAUUAUCUGCUAUUGGACAUCUUUUACAAGAAGCCGUGACAGAUAAAUUAUAAGACAAAGGACAAUCACUGUGUUGCUGCGAAAGGUUGUCAUCACGGUCUGGGUGGCUUCUACCAAAGUCUACAACUUAGCGAAGCAAACAUCCAAUCCUAAUGCUUCAUGUCUGAGUUGGAACCUAUUUUAUAAAAUAUAUACAUGUAUAUGUAAAUAUAUGUAUCAUCUGUAGACUGCACCUACGCCAGUACUAAACGUCCUUACGAAGGUGACAUAAAAGGAUUUAGAAAUGUAUUUGUCAAGAUUCCUGUCACUUCACGCCCUCUGGGUUACCGUAUCCUCCAUGAUGCAGCACUACCCUUCCGUGUGGGGACACUAUGAUGUGUGUAAGACUCAGAUUUACACAGAAGAAGGAAAAGUAUGGGAUUACAUGGCCUGCCAGCCGGAAGCCAGAGACAUGAUCAAGUACGUAAAAGUGACUCUGGAUCCCCCAGACAUAACAUGUGGAGAUCCUCCUGAGACUUUCUGUGCAAUGGGGAAUCCCUACAUGUGCAAUAAUGAAUGUGAUGCGAGUACCCAAGAACUGGCUCAUCCUCCAGAACUGAUGUUCGAUCUCGAAGGAAGACAUCCCUCCACAUUUUGGCAGUCCACAACUUGGAAGGAUUAUCCAAAGCCUCUUCAUGUUAAUAUUACGCUCUCCUGGAACAAAACCAUUGAGCUCACAGAUAACAUAGUUAUCACUUUUGAAUCUGGCCGUCCAGACCAAAUGAUCCUGGAGAAAUCGCUUGACUAUGGACGAACAUGGCAGCCCUACCAAUAUUAUGCCACGGACUGCUUAGAUGCUUUCCACAUGGAUCCAAAAUCAGUGAGGGAUUUAUCACAGCACACAGUCCUAGAAAUCAUUUGCACAGAGGAAUACUCUACUGGGUACAUGACAAAUAGUAAAAUAAUCCACUUUGAAAUCAAAGAUAGAUUUGCUUUUUUUGCUGGACCUCGGCUUCAUAAUAUGGCUUCUCUUUAUGGCCAGCUUGACACAACCAAGAAGUUAAGAGAUUUCUUUACCAUCACAGAUCUGAGGAUAAGACUGCUUAGGCCAGCGACUGGAGAAAUAUAUGUAGAUGAGCAACACCUGGCACGCUACUUUUAUGCAAUAUCAGACAUAAGGGUAUAUGGAAGGUGUAAGUGCAACCUUCAUGCUACUGGCUGUAAAGAAGAAAACAAAAGACUACUUUGUGAAUGUGAGCAUAAUACAACUGGCCCAGACUGUGGAAAAUGCAAGAAGAAUUACCAGGGCCGACCGUGGAGUCCUGGUUCUUAUCUGCCUAUACCUAAGGGCACUGCUAAUAUCUGUAUACCCAGUAUUUCCAGUAUUGGUAAUCCUCCCAAGUUUGAUAGGAUAUGGCCGAAUAUUUCUUCCCUUGAGGUUUCUAAACCAAACCAAGUUGCUCCCAAAUUAGCUAUGUCAACUGUUUCUUCUGUUCAAGUUGCAAACCACAAGAGAGACUGUGAAUGCUUCGGGCACUCCAACCGGUGCAGUUACAUCGAGCUGCUCAAUACGGUCAUUUGCGUGAGCUGUAAGCACAACACUAGAGGUCAGCACUGUGAGUUAUGCAGGCUGGGCUACUUCAGAAAUGCUUCUGCAGAGCUGGACGAUGAAAAUGUGUGCAUAGACUGUUAUUGUAAUCCUUUUGGUUCAGUCCAUGAUCGCUGUAAUGACAGAGGAUUUUGUGAGUGUAAGGAGGGAACAUCAGGGCCUAAAUGUGAUAAAUGUCUGCCGGGAUAUAUCUGGCACAGCUUGGGCUGUCAACCAAAUGUAUGUGACAAUGAACUACUGCAUUGCCAGAACGGAGGAACAUGCAUCAAUAAUGUGCGAUGCCAGUGCCCUCCGGCUUACACUGGCAUUUUAUGCGAGAAGUUGAAGUGUGAAAGGGAUCCAGGAGGCUGCAGCCAAAACUCUGGCCAGGGGGCAACACCACACAGGCCUCUAUUACUGCUGACUGCUCUACUAGGCGCAACUGGGCUUUGCAUAUGCUAGACUCCGAAUGGUUGAUGGCAUCACAUUCAGACUACUUCAAAUGAAUGUGCCACAUGAAAACAGAACAAAACCCAAACGUUUGCUACUGAAAUUUAAAAAGGAAAAAAGAGAGGAAAAAAGAACCACAUACAAACUAAGAAGGCCUAACUGAACUAAGCCAUAUUAAUCAGUUACGGGCAGGGCUCUGGGUCAAGACUGUUCACCUCUGACUUGAGGCAAGUCGGUGGCUGCCUAGUCUGUCAAAUCAAUGCUAGAUGCAAAGCUUACACAGGAUUGAGACACCUUUGACAGCCCCCAGGAUGGGAAUCGGAGCUGAAAAACAUUUGCUACUCCUAUAUGAUGCACGACUGUACCUCUGCCCAGUGUGUGGACCGACCAAAUAAAGGCAUUCUUUGCUGUCAGUGCAUUGUGGGUAUAAGGAAAUCUGUAAAAGCUGCCAUAUUGGCCUGCUUCAGUCCCUGAAUCCUUUCCUGUGCUUUAGUGAACGUUGCUCUGUAACCCUUGUUGGUUGAAAGAUUUCUUUGUCUGAUGUUAGUGAUGCACAUGUGUAACAGCCCCCUCAAUAAAAUUCAAGCCAGUCAUAUCCUUGUAUACCUUAGCAGCACUGCAUCAGUAAGAUGCUGUGUUCACCUACUGUACAAGAGUGGCUAUAGGACAAAAAGUGUAUUUAUCCUUUUGUAUUCAAAUGAAGUUAUUUUUCUUGAAAUAAUGUACAAUGUAGAUUUUUUGUAUUAUUGCCUAUUUGUGUUACCAGACAAUUUGUUAAUGUAUUUAAUUCUAAUCAGAUAAGAGAAAAAUAUUACUUUUUAUUUAGUCCUUUUCUUUUUCCUUUCAUUUAAUUGUGCAGAGAUUUCUCUGUAUGGGCAACGUGCUGGCAUCAAAGAAUAUCAGUUUACAUAUAUAACAAGUGUAAUAAGAUUCCACCAAAGGACAUUCUAAAUGUUUUCUUGUUGCUUUAACACUGGAAGAUUUCAAAGAAUAAAAAUUCCUGCAUAAACAGUUC